This is a messenger RNA of Aethina tumida (small hive beetle), 733 nucleotides long. RefSeq names its product INO80 complex subunit C. The record is from RefSeq and is a predicted model, not a curated record. Gene Ontology annotation, biological process: chromatin remodeling. The transcript has a single exon. Bases 58 to 414 code for a protein of 118 amino acids. NCBI's taxonomy places the organism in Eukaryota, Metazoa, Arthropoda, Insecta, Coleoptera, Nitidulidae. Gene Ontology annotation, cellular component: Ino80 complex.
UGCAAAUGAUAAGUGAUCCUAACCCCACAUUUGUGAGAUUGUCUAUUUACAAACAAAAUGAGCAGUGAAGAGGUUAAAGUCGAACCAAAACCAAUAUUCAAAGCCAAUUCGUUUCAACAAGCAAAAACUGGUGGAAAGAAACGGACCUGGAAGUCUCUAAAGCAAAUCAUUGCAUCAGAGAAAGCUCUAACAUGGCCUGAAGGGACAGUUCAUUAUGGUUCAAUUAACGCACCACCUUCCUUUAAACCUGCCCAAAAAUUUUCGGAUUUGUCUGGUUUACCUGCACCUUACACCGAUCCACAGACGAGAUUACGAUUCGCCAACAAAGAAGAGUAUGCAACUUUAACUGACCUACCAAUGGAUAUAACUGCUGGGUAUUUGGCACUACGGGGUGCUACAAGUAUUGUUGGAUAGUCUUGUGAUUUACUUAAGUAUUUGUAUUUAUGUGUUUUAUUUAUCAAAUUAUACAAAAUCUUAUUAAUAAAACUAGUUCAAUUAGAAAAAUAAAACUUAUAAUUAGUUUGUUUUUAAUCUUUUAAGUUAAUUUAUUUGUUAUUUAUUGUUGCUCCUAGAAUCGCAAAAUGUGUGAUAUUUUGACACCUUUUAAAUUCUGUAAAAUGUAGCUGUAUACUAACCAUGUAGUAGUUAGCCCUUUUGCUGCCACCAAAUGUAGUAGUUACCACCAAAAUGUAUGUUGUUGUAUCGUUGAGUAAAAUUAAACUUGUUUCAUUUA